CACGCACUGCACCUUGGGCGUCCCUUUAUCGACCGCGGGGUAGCGCCUUGUUCCACCACCCCAAAUUUACCCUUCGGUCUGAACCCCUCCACACCUUUCGCCCUGCCCGCGCCGUCCGAAGUGACUCAGAGACGGGUUUCAGAAGGCGCAAAAACUGCAACUUCUACCUUUUGUCGUUGAUUUUCAACAAUCCACGUUUCGCCCACAAUCUCAAUAUGGAGAAGGUCACCGAAGCCCUGCAAAAGACCGCCAUUGGCGGCGGCGGCGACAAAAAACCGAAGAAGGAGAAGAAGGCCCCAGCAGCAGCCGCUGCCGACUCGGGCCCUCUGGAGCUGCAGCCACCCCCCAGCUUCCUCCAGGAGCGCAUUGAGCUUUUCGACCGUCUGUACAAGGAGCAGCAGGAAGAGCUCGCCAAGAAGCCGCGCGAUGAUAUCCUCAUCACCAUGCCGGACGGCACCGUCAAGCCUGGCAAGGCCUACGAGACCACCCCUGCCGAGAUCGCGAAGGGCAUUUCCAACAGCUUGUACAAGCGUACGGUCGUUGCGAGGAUUGAUGGCGAACAGCUAUGGGAUCUCGAACGCCCCCUUGAGAAGAGCUGCAAGCUGGAGCUGCUCGACUUCAACGAUGACCAAGGGAAAUUUGUUUUCUGGCAUUCUAGCGCACACAUCCUCGGUGAAGCUUGUGAGCGGAGGUUUGGCUGCUCGUUGUGCAUCGGCCCUCCGGUGGAAAAUGGGUUCUACUACGAAAUGGCUCUUCCGGGCGGCGCUGCCGUGACGUCUAGCGAUUGGGCGCCGCUCGAGAACAUUGUCUCCAAGAUCGUAAAGGAGAAGCAACCUUUCCAGAGGCUGGAAAUGACCAAGGAAGAUCUGCUCAAAAUGUUCGCCUACAACCCUUACAAGGUUCAUAUUAUCAAGGACAAGAUCCCGGAUGGCACAAAAACCACCGUGUACAGAAACGGCCCCCUGAUCGAUCUUUGCCGUGGACCGCAUGUGCCCGAUACGGGCAGGAUUGAGGCCUUUGCCAUCAUGAAGAACUCAUCCUCAUAUUUCCUUGGCGACGCCAACAACGAUUCGCUGCAGCGAAUCUACGGCGUAUCUUUCCCGGACAAGAAACAGAUGGCAGCUCACAAGAAGUUCCUCGAGGAAGCCGCCAAGCGCGAUCACCGUGUGGUCGGGAAGCAGCAAGAGCUCUUCUAUUUUGAAGAAUGCUCGCCAGGCUCCGCGAUGUGGCUGCCACACGGCAUGCGCAUCAACAACGCCAUCAUGGAGUAUAUCCGUGAGGAGUACUGGAAGCGAGGCUACGAUGAGGUCAUGACUCCCAACAUGUUCAACGUGUCUCUUUGGGAGCAGUCCGGCCAUCUGGCUCACUACAAGGAGGACAUGUUCCUGCUUGAUGUCGAUAAGGAACAGUUCGGUCUUAAGCCCAUGAACUGCCCUGCCCAUGCCUUGAUGUUCCGCCACAGGGAACGAAGUCACAAGGAGUUGCCGCUGCGUCUUGCUGAUUUUGGUGUUCUGCACCGUAACGAGGCCAGCGGCGCGCUGAGCGGUCUCACAAGAGUGAGAAGGUUCCAGCAAGAUGAUGCCCACAUCUUUUGCCGCGAGGACCAAAUCAAAGAGGAAGUCGCCGACCUCUUUGAUUUCAUGAAAUCUUUCUACGGCAUGCUGGGACUUGCAUUUAAGCUCAAGCUGUCCACUCGCCCGGACAAGUUCAUGGGCGAUAUCGAGACAUGGGACCGCGCUGAGGCCCGCCUGAAGGAAGCCCUUGAUGAGUUUGCCGCUGCUAACGCCGGUGUCACUUGGGAGCUCAACCCUGGCGAUGGUGCCUUCUACGGGCCAAAGGUUGACAUUGCUGUUCUGGAUUGUCUCAACGUAUGGGAGCCACUGUCCUAACUUCUUGAGAGACAACUAACACCGCAGACAGAGACAAUGGCAAUGUGCCACCAUUCAGCUCGAUUUCCAGCAACCCAUCAAUUUCUCUCUUGAGUACCAGACUGCCGAGGGCGUUCAGAAAGAUAAGACCGAUGCCUCGGAUGCUGCU
This is a messenger RNA of Thermothelomyces thermophilus ATCC 42464, 2037 nucleotides long. RefSeq lists its product as uncharacterized. The record is from RefSeq and is a predicted model, not a curated record. Lineage: Eukaryota; Fungi; Ascomycota; Sordariomycetes; Sordariales; Chaetomiaceae. Bases 216 to 1889 code for a protein of 557 amino acids. The transcript is spliced from 11 exons. Gene Ontology annotation, cellular component: cytoplasm. Gene Ontology annotation, molecular function: ATP binding; threonine-tRNA ligase activity. Gene Ontology annotation, biological process: threonyl-tRNA aminoacylation.